Tuber melanosporum (Perigord truffle) is the source of this 3551-nucleotide messenger RNA. RefSeq lists its product as uncharacterized. The record is from RefSeq and is a predicted model, not a curated record. The coding region runs from base 717 to 3422 and encodes 901 amino acids. The transcript is spliced from 3 exons. NCBI's taxonomy places the organism in Eukaryota, Fungi, Ascomycota, Pezizomycetes, Pezizales, Tuberaceae.
AAAUAAGCAAGAAUAAUGAGGGGAAUUUCCCAUCAUUUUUCUUCCUUACUUUCCCUCCGGAAAUGGGAGAAGUAAAAGUACUCGAUCGCGUCCCCAUUCCAAACUGAAUCUUGUAUCCUCACUUUCUCCUCACCUCAAAUUCUCUCAUCUUUCCCCUAACUUACCUCCUCCUUUCCCUUUGUUCCGCUAAAAGCCUCUUUGACGGUCUUCCUUUCGCCGUUGUAUCUUAUCCCUAUCAUGAGGGUUUGUGGUUAAUUCGAAAACUUUUUGUCGUUCCCCUGUCCACUUUUACGUCGCAACCCUUCCAAUUCCCCUUCUCUCCCCCACCCGAUUCUCCCCUUCGCAAUCUUUACUGGCACAACCCACAUCGGUUCUCUCUCCCUCUGAGGUUACGCUUUGUACGGCCGGUACAAGCUCUCUCUCACAUUCAUUUCCCUUGACAUUUUUUUCUUCACAUUCUUUCAAACAAAAAAAAAAAAAAAAGUUAAGCCAGCCCGGAUCCGGAUUUCUGAUCGGAUAGCCAAUCGGCGAGUUUAUUUCUUCUCCAAGCCAAAAAAAUUUAAAAUUUAAAAUUUAACCCCCAUCCCCUCACACAAAUUCGACCCCACACCACAAACCAUCCGUACCGCGGACUCCCCGUCGUAGUUUGUCCCCAUCGCUGGACGCUGUACUUUACUAUCAUAAGCUGCAACCAGCUGCAACAUACAACCACAGCAAUGGGAGCCGCAAACUCUCCCUCCCCCGCGCCUGUAGCCGUCCAAGACGCCGCCGCCGGUAACUCGGCCACGACAACCGCAUGUGCAUCUGCUACCGGGAACGACUCUGCGAUGGAUGCCUCUUCACAGCAGCCACAGCAGCCCCUGUUUAGUCCUGCUUCUGCUAAUGCAAACUCGAGCACCGGAAAGCGCAAGAGAAGCGGUUCACCUUCACCCUCCGCCUCCACCACCUCAACACAACACCCAUCGCCUACAAAGAAGAAACCCGACGACUCCAAAAAGUCCGCUGGCGAUUCCACCAUGAUCACGGUGGUAGAGGAUAGGGCGUCCCGGAGGUUGCUGUUUAUGGAGGCUACCAUGAGAGAUCUAUUGACCCUCCUGAAAUCACAUGAUCCUACUCCUUCCAUCCUUCGCCAUCCGAUCCCAAACAGUAUGCCUUCGCCCUCCGGAGCGCCUCCUAUCAAGCGCACCAAGAUUUCGCCUUCGUCGCCCAACACGCUAGCUGAGAAGCUGUUGCGGGUGACAUACACGUCGCUAACUACCCUGCUUUCCGAUAUCAGUGCUGUUUGUCGCGAAUUGCUAACUUCCGCUGAUAACGAACGGUCGAACGGUAUUCCCACCAAUGGCACCUCUAGCAUAGGUUCCUGCAGCGGGCUUCCCUUCGUGGCGCAAGUUAUUCACUUUGAGGAGUUGGCGAAACAAGUGAUCACGCGAGAGCGUGUACGUAGAGCCGAUUUGUUUGAUUUUGUUGAAGAGGCGUCUGGGGAUUCCGUCACCACAAAGCCCGUGGGAAGUAGAGGAAAAGUAGCAUUGACCGUCAUGGGACAGCACGGCCCAUUGUUUUCAUCGUUACAGAAUCCUGUCAACGCUCUACCUACGGGUGAUUCGGUACCUUCGUCAAGAUCCACUUCAGCAUCCGCAUCUCCCAAAUCCUCCAUCUCGACAGUUCCAACAUCGACUGCGACUUCUCCUAAAGCCGAGUUGUUGAAUGAGCGCCCUGUUUACACUCCACUAAAUGAAUCUCAUCUUCCUCCGCUUAUCUCCACAGUCAAAGCAAUUCCAUCAAACGGCCAAAUUCUGAGAGGUGGGAAAAGACUCCCAAGCAAGGAGGGAGCUAAGGUUUCAACUUUGGGUGAAGCAUUUCCUGCGCCUCGCGGGUUGCCACCGUUGCUUCCUCCAAAGCCGGGUCAGCCUAGUACAGUAGGACUGAAAUGGGGCGGAAAAAUUGGAGUUGGAGGUAUCAGGUUGGAAAAUCCGUUGAAUGAUAGACCCGAGGGCUGUGGUGACUGGCUCUCAUAUAAGAACAAUUUGCCUUCGAAUCAUCCGUUAGCCCGACAUGAACCGCCCCGGUCGAGAGCACCGUUGCCGGCAGAUCUUGUAGCCGCGUACAGUAGCUUUGCACCUUCUAGGGACGACUCUGGAUCGAAGAUUCCAGCUGCGGUUAGGAACCGGGUAUGGUGGGAUAGAGCCGGAAAGCAAAUUUUUGCCGAAGAAUUUGCCGAUGAUUUCUCUCUUCACCAGAUGCAUAGUCGGUCUGAUGAAAAGGCCGCUGUGGUUGAGGCUCAGACAGAAGAGAUGGACCUGGAUGAAGAAUUCCGGAAAGUGAUUGAUGAUUGGGAACCGGACAAGGAAAUACCUAUAGAUACCAGAUUGCUUAAUGGAAUAGAGGGAGCGGAGGCUAUUGUAGAUGGGAAGAAGAAAGCGGGUGAGGAGGGCAGAGCAGAUGUGGACACUGCAGGUACAGAAGGUGACCCGGAGAAAAUACUAUCGGAGAUAUCCAACUUGCUGCAAAGCUUGCGCAGCCAGCAGUAUACCCGCCUGUCCGCCCUUCCUGUUGGCCAGCCCUCCAAGCCUGGAACCGGAAAUGCACCGGUGCUCGGUACACCCUUAGCGCCCGACGAGGAAGAGAUCGGGUUGUACAAUAUCAUUCGGGAUAGGUUAAUUCGACUCAUAUCCAAGCUCCCACCCCACCUGGUAACAACCAUCGACGGUGACCGCAGCAGUGACCUUACCCUUAGCAGCAAACUCCCCGUUCUCGGCGGGCCCAUCUUCAAGGGCACUCUCCCCGCCGAUGAAUCCCACCCACCAAAACUCUCGACCCCGCAAGUCCAAGGCGCGGCAAUGGCCGCAAUGAACGCAGCUGCUGGUCUCUCUCCCGUCAAUAGCGCACCCGUGGCACACAUGUCCCCGGCUCGCAGUCAGCACCAUCACCACCACCACACCCCAAACACCUCCCGUCCAAUGUCUACCCUACCAAACAUCAGCGUGGACGCCCAAUACCACGGACACCAGAUGCCCCACUAUCACGGGCACACAAUCCCCAGCGUAACAACUCCACACCACUACCCAUCCCCAUACGCCCCCGCCCCAUCACCAAUCCCCACACCAACCCCACAGGGGCAAUACCAACCUCCGCCCCCACGCAUCGUCAGCCCCCUCAAUCACCGCCAACCUGCCCCCCAACAGCAAUUCCAUGGACACAGCUUACCUGCGCAGACAUACCAGAACCCCCCCCCCGCGUACCAGGCCCAACCACACUCGCGGCGCACUGGGGUCCCACCUCCACAAGGACUUGCGGCAGUGGGGGUUGGCUAUAGCUCGCCUACGUACAACAACGCUGGGUUGCGUAUGGGUGUACAACAUACCCAGCAGAGUAUGGGCCCCGGAGCCAUGUCUGGGGGGAGGUAUGCUGGCAGACGGAGGUAGAAAUUCUAUUGUCUUUCUCUUUUCCCCUCCAAUUUCUAGUUUUCUCUGAAACGGAAAACAAAAAGAUAAAGGCUUGGGUUUAUUCUUGCUUUGUCUAUUUUUUCUCUUCAUCUCUUUUCUUCACCCGGA